Messenger RNA from Bubalus bubalis (water buffalo), 3276 nucleotides. RefSeq names its product pantothenate kinase 4 (inactive) (gene PANK4). NCBI's taxonomy places the organism in Eukaryota, Metazoa, Chordata, Mammalia, Artiodactyla, Bovidae. Gene Ontology annotation, biological process: coenzyme A biosynthetic process. Gene Ontology annotation, cellular component: nucleus; cytosol. The coding region runs from base 642 to 2927 and encodes 761 amino acids. Gene Ontology annotation, molecular function: pantothenate kinase activity; ATP binding. The transcript is spliced from 19 exons. The record is from RefSeq and is a predicted model, not a curated record.
ACCCGGCUGGUCAGUGGCCAGUCCGGGCUUCAGCCUGAGCGCCCGGGACCCCCACGCGCCUGGCCAGGCAUGGCCGCUCAGUAAACGCUGGGACUGACCGAUUCUCCCCGGAGGGGUUGGGCCGCCCCGCCCCCCGUCUUUGGGAGUCCCUGGAAUAAGGGGCUUGGGUCGGGGGCAUCCAGGGAAGUGGGGAGCGCCUUGAGUCCCAACCUUCAAAGCGCGAAGCCUGGCGGAGCCUGGCAGAGGGCGGGCAUGGGCAGCUCUGUGAGCGGGAGCUCGUCCUCCUUGGGGGAGACUUGCCAGAACGGUGCCCUGCUGGACGUUGGGCUGGAAGACGGUGAGCGGAGGCCCAGCUUGGGGGCUCGAUUGAGCCCUACCGCUGUCCUCUGAGCCCUGCUCACUCCGGAGGUGAUCCCAAUCCACUGGCCCUGUGCUCUGAGCUUCUAAACUUGGUGCUGCUGCCCUAGCUCUGGGAGUUCUGCUCCAGCCAGUCCGCACCUAACUGGUCUCUGAAGUGCUCCCAAAAAGUUCCUGGCCACAAGUCUUACCUCGAUUGUUUGGUGUGGCCCCAGCUUGUCUCUGCAAAGAGAGGAGUGCCUGCCUGUCCUCCCUAAUCAAGGUUCCUUGGCAGACCCAAAGAGAUGUUUCCAGUGUUUGUAUUUAUUUCCUCUCUGAAAUCCGCCAUUCCCACCGCCCUCCACCUCCGGUCUGGGUCCUCUGUCUCUGGCGGGUCACUGACCAAGCUGGCCUACUACUCCACCGUGCAGCACAAAGUCGCCAAGGUGCGGUCCUUCGACUACUCUGGCAAGGACACAGAGCAGGACCACGAGCCACCCUAUGAGAUCUCUGUCCAAGAGGAGGUAACCGCCAGGCUGCACUUUGUAAAGUUCGAAAACACCUACAUAGAAGCCUGCCUGGACUUCAUUAAAGACCACCUCGUCAACACCGAGACCAAGGUCAUCCAGGCAACUGGGGGUGGGGCAUACAAGUUCAAAGACCUCAUCGAAGAAAAGCUGCAGUUGAAGGUUGACAAGGAGGAUGUGAUGACCUGCCUGAUCAAGGGCUGCAACUUUGUGCUGAAGAACAUCCCACACGAAGCCUUCGUGUACCAGAAAGACUCCGACCCUGAGUUCCGGUUUCAGACGAACCACCCCAACAUCUUCCCAUAUCUCCUGGUCAACAUCGGCUCAGGGGUCUCUAUCGUGAAGGUGGAGACGGAGGACAGGUUCGAGUGGAUUGGCGGCAGCUCCAUCGGGGGUGGCACCUUCUGGGGGCUUGGGGCUCUGCUCACCAAGACAAAGAAGUUUGAUGAGCUGCUGCAGCUGGCCUCCAGAGGCCAGCACACGAAUGUGGACAUGCUGGUUCAGGACAUCUAUGGAGGGGCCCACGAGACCCUGGGGCUAAGCGGCAACCUCAUCGCCAGCAGCUUCGGGAAGUCUGCCACCGCGGACCAAGAGUUCUCCAAGGAGGACAUGGCCAAGAGCCUGCUGCACAUGAUCAGCAAUGACAUCGGGCAGCUCGCCUGCCUCUACGCCAGGCUCCACUGCCUGGACCGCGUGUACUUCGGCGGCUUUUUCAUCCGCGGCCAUCCGGUCACCAUGCGCACCAUCACCUACAGCAUCAACUUCUUCUCCAAGGGGGAGGUCCAGGCGCUGUUCCUGAGGCAUGAAGGCUACCUGGGCGCCAUCGGAGCCUUUCUCAAAGGAGCCGAGCAAGACAACCCAAACCAGUACAGCUGGGGAGAAAACUAUGCCGGCAGCUCCGGGCUCAUGAGCUCAUCGCCCGAGCUCUGCCCCACCCAGCGGGCAAGGAGCGGCACUUUCGACUUGCUGGAAAUGGACCGGUUGGAGAGGCCACUGGUCAACCUGCCUCUCCUUCUGGACCCAUCCUCCUAUGUGCCCGACACAGUUGACCUCACGGACGAUGCCCUGGCCCGCAAGUACUGGCUCACCUGCUUCGAGGAGGCCCUGGACGGGGUCGUAAAACGUGCUGUGGCAAGCCAACCGGGCUCUGUGGACGCAGCCGAGAGGGCCGAGAAGUUCCGGCAGAAGUACUGGAACAAGCUGCAGACACUGCGGCACCAGCCCUUCGCUUAUGGGACCCUGACUGUGCGCAGCCUCCUGGACACGAGAGAGCACUGUCUGAACGAGUUUAACUUCCCAGACCCCUAUUCCAAGGUGAAGCAGAAGGACAAUGGUGUGGCGCUGAAGUGUUUCCAGAGGGUGGUCAGUGCCCUGGACGCACUGGACUGGGAGGAGAGGCAGCUGGCCUUGGUGAAGGGGCUGCUGGCUGGCAACGUCUUUGACUGGGGUGCAAAAGCCGUCUCUGAUGUCCUUGAGUCUGACCCGCAGUUUGGGUUCGAGGAGGCAAAAAAGAAGCUGCAAGAGCGGCCCUGGCUCGUGGACUCCUACAGCAAAUGGCUGCAGAGACUGAAGGGGCCCCCUCACAAAUGUGCCUUAAUUUUCGCAGAUAACAGUGGAGUAGACGUCAUUUUGGGAGUCUUCCCCUUUGUCAGGGAGCUUCUCUCUAGAGGGACGGAGGUCAUCCUGGCGUGCAACUCAGGACCCGCCUUGAACGACGUGACCUACAGUGAGUCCCUCAUUGUGGCCGAGCGCAUUGCAGCCAUGGACCCCGUCAUCCACUCGGCGCUCAGAGAAGAGAGGCUCCUGCUGGUGCAGACAGGCUCCAGCUCCCCAUGCCUGGACCUCAGCCGCCUGGACAAGGGGCUGGCCGUGCUGGUGCGGGAGCGUGGUGCCGACCUGGUGGUCAUCGAGGGCAUGGGCCGUGCCGUCCACACCAACUACCAUGCGGCGCUGUGCUGCGAGAGCCUCAAGCUGGCUGUCAUCAAGAACUCCUGGCUGGCUGAGCGGCUGGGCGGCCAGCUCUUCAGUGUCAUCUUCAAGUAUGAGGUCCCAGCCUCUGAGUGAGGCACGGCCCCCGGACUGCUCUGCUGGUCACGCGUCAGGAAUGUAUUUCGACUGCAACAGGGAACCGUGUUCAAAUCAAAAUAUUUAUAUUGUGCUUCAGUGACUCGGAGCCGGGUGCGCCGGGGUGGGCCCAGUGCUCAUGGCCUUGGGCUCAGUGUUCCUUUAAUGCUGCCGUGUUCGUGGUGGGAGACACAACUUUUGUCCCAUGAGACAUUCGUAUUGGAAUCUAUUUAACUGUGAAAUAAUCUUUUAUAUAUAUAUACAUAUAUAUAUAUAAAUAUAUAUACAUAUCCGCCUCUGACAGGAUGCCGAGGUCGGGGCGCAGCAAAUAGAGUUUCCAGAGUGAGAA